ACCUACGAGUUUGAGGAUCGCAAAUUUGAGGUCACUUUCAAUGGCCUCACUGUCUACGGGGAUGUUACAAUCAUCGUUUAUCAUGCUCGUUCCUUUUUCGCUGGAAAAGGGAAGGACAUCUCUUUCGAUCCUAUUGAUGGUUUAUAACUGA
Hydatigera taeniaeformis is the source of this 151-nucleotide messenger RNA. The record is from the annotation of a GenBank genome assembly. Lineage: Eukaryota; Metazoa; Platyhelminthes; Cestoda; Cyclophyllidea; Taeniidae.